Molecule: messenger RNA, 2804 nt
Organism: Centruroides sculpturatus (bark scorpion)
Lineage: Eukaryota; Metazoa; Arthropoda; Arachnida; Scorpiones; Buthidae
Product: beta-1,3-galactosyltransferase 1-like
Exons: 2
Coding region: 1144-2133 (329 amino acids)
Cellular component (GO): membrane
Molecular function (GO): hexosyltransferase activity
Source: RefSeq, a predicted model, not a curated record
GAAUUACAGCAUUGACAAAAGUUACACAACAAGAAGCAAGCGUUGGAAUCCAAUGAAGAUAGAGUAUUACAGCAAAGGGACAAUUUCUUGUAGAACAACUAUACUGUUUAAACUAAACGUUCCUUUUAGUUCCUUGUACAACCUCUUUGGUUGGAUGCGUGUUGCAAUGAGGCCUGGCAUGGAGGUAUACGCGUACAUGUUAUCCUACGACAGAUUUUUUUUCAUGCAUGUUGCAACUACCGUCCCAGAUCUCGCAUUCGUAGACAGCCAAAGUUAGUGUUUCAUUUGCAGAUUGGGCAGAUUAAGGAAGUGUGAUUACUGGAAAACCCUACUGUGUGCAGCCAAUUUUUUUGCUGGAAAAUGAUUGCUUUUUCACGACAGAGCUGCAAACAAUACCUGAGGAUUUUCUAAACUUACACGACUGUUUCGUUAGUAUCCUUCGUAUUACUACUAAGGGAUGUUCGAUUGACUUUGACCAAAACGCCAGCAAUGGAAGCAAUGUGCCACUUAAUAAUAAAGGCGGGAUUGAAGCGCUAAUUUCAAGACUUAUCAAUGGUCCUCCAUAUAGUUGUCCGUUCCCAAAUAGAACCAGGAUUCGUCACUAAAGAAAACUCUGCCGGUUUGCAGUCCACAGGACACCGUUUUAAACGAAGGCGAUGGUCUUCAUUUGCAAUAGUUCGAUGUUGGAGUGUUAAGGAGGCUUCCACCUGUUUCUGGAUGGUUGAGAAAGCCAUAUCAACUGUUCUUACCUCAGACGAUUAUCUCUACUGGUAAUCCGUUUGAUGGUCCGCCGAAUGUGUACCCUCGUAUAUCUACGGCGCAAACAUCACCUUAGUCAAGUCUGAAUGGUCCAGAUUGAGAUCGUUUAGACUAUCCCGCUUGCCUCUGCUUUGUGAUGCGGUCCUUUCUCAAACUAUGUCAACAGUGAACGUCUGACUUCUAGAUGUGCUUGGCAUUUGAAGACUUCCCGAUAACAGGUACUGAAAAAUUCUGAACACAGUGAGCAUCUUCGGUCCUUUUCUUUAAGAUACUGGGAUAGAGAUUUUAAGGUCGUCCUAGUGGUUAUUGCCUGUCUGAUAUAUAGCUGUAUGCGGAGUUUUGCAGUAAUCGGACAAUUCUAUCUGGAAUACAUUGUUUGAAUCGAUGCGGCGACGUUGGAUUACUGUCAGCGGAAUUUUGUUAUCCUCAUGGAUUCUAAUAUAUUACAUAUUAAAUAAUUACUACGAAGUUCAGUCAACAGAUUCACCUUUUGAUCUUACUCUUAUUUAUAACUGGAUUGUUCACAGAAAUGAUUAUCAGAAUAUAAUUCAGUCCCCCAAAACUGUACCUAUUCUAAGUCCCACUGCACCUUGCCAAGAUAGUCCUCUUCUAGUCAUUAUUGUGUGCUCAUCAUUAGUUAAUUUCAUACCUAGAAAAGCUAUCAGAGAUACGUGGUCUCAAGAUGCUGUUAAAUCGGGAAAUUCUAAGGUUUUAUUUUUGGUUGGAAAAACCAAUGAUACUAUAUUUAACAAUGCUCUGGAUGAAGAAAGCCGUAAGUACGCAGAUAUCAUCCAGUACGAUUUUAUGGAAAGUUAUCACAACUUGACAUUAAAAUCCGUCCUGUUGUUAAAAUGGGUGAUUAAUUAUUGUCAACGCGCUCGUUACGUAAUGAAAGUUGAUGACGACGUCUUUCUUCAUGUCCCGAACAUAAUUCGGUAUUUAAGUAAAGUUUCAAAGCCUAGAUUAUUAAUGGGAGUUAAAGUAUAUUCUGCAAAGCCUGUGAAAGAUACUGAUUCUAAAUGGUACAUGCCUUUGGCAGAGUAUCCUAAAACAGUGUAUCCAAAUUAUUUAGCUGGUCCCGGUUAUGUAAUGGGAAAACAUGCUAUAGAAAUAUUGUAUCGAAAUUCUUUCCGCAAACCAUUCAUACGUAUGGAAGAUGUAUACAUUACUGGAAUUUGUUCUGAAGACACGGGAUUGUUUCUGGAAGGGCAUGACAUGUUUACAUACACUAAAAUUCGAAACGAUCCUUGUCUUUUUCGCAAAAUGUAUGCAACUCAUAGAAUGUCUCCUGAAGAACUUUAUUACAUUUGGACUAAAGUUCACGAUUCAUCUUUGUUGUGUUAUUGGUGGUCGCAAUGGAUAUAUUGGAGGUGAUAAAUACAUUUGCUGUAAAUAGUACGUAAAAUACUCAACUAAACGUUGUUGUCAUAUCAUACUUCCAAUGUUCCUGUUCUCUAUACAAAAAUGAUUGUAUUCUUUUAUAUAAAACAAGUCUUUCGAAAUGGCAUGGAAGAUGAUCUGAAAGAGGUUAAAAUCUAAGCAUAGAGAAGGGAAUUAAAAAGUUACAGCUAGGAUGAAGGCAGUACUUUGAGUUACAUACAAAUAUCAAGUGCCUAAAUAGAAUAAAACUCUUCAAGCAAUAACUUUUAAAGUAAAUUUUAAUGUAUGUAAUUGUAACUUUAUGAAAAAUCUACGUUUAACUAGUUACUAGUUCUAACAUAUAUAGAAAUUGUUAUCUUUAUUUACUAUGCAUACGUAAAGUAAGACUCUGUGAUUAUACAGUGCCUACAUGUGCAAAAUAUAAAUGAAGAUAAUAUGACUAUUAUGAAUGAAAUUCGGUUUUCGCUAGAAUAUAAUGCAUGUUGAAAGCUUUAUUGCAAUUUCAGCUAUGGUUUAUGCCUUAUGAUAUUGUGAGGUUAUGAAAUGUUAUGUAUAUAAUACGUUGUAAUUCUAUAUUACAUAUAAAAAUCCUCUUGGCCAUAAGAUUAUGGUAGAAAAAGUUGUACCAUUUAAAUUUAGAAAAUAUGAGAUGUUAACAAAUACAA